UUUGACAAUGCAUUGCUGGAGCAGGUAUUCGGCAAGUUGUCGACGCUGYUGCAGCCCGAUGAGGUGCUGCCGGAAGCAUCCCCCGCCUAUCGUUUGAGUCUGGCUUGUGGACUGCUAUACAAGUUUCUUCUGAAACAUGCUCCCAAAGAGGAAGUGAACGAAGCAUUUAAGAGCGGAGCGCAACUAUUGCAGCGUCCAUUGUCCUCGGGCACACAGGUGUACCAGACCCAACAGCAGAACUAUCCCGUUACGCAGGCGGUGCAGAAAGUGGAGGGCAUGAUUCAGUGCUCGGGCGAGGCGACCUACAUGAAUGAUGUGCUGACUACUUCGAAUACUGUGCAUUGCGCUUUUGUGGGAGCCACCAAAGUGGCCGCCAGYAUAGAGCAAAUUGAUGCAUCGGAAGCCCUUCGGCAGCCUGGCGUGGUGGCCUUCUACAGUGCUAAAGAUAUACCCGGCACAAAUACGUUCUGUGAUCCGAACUUUGGCUACGAGCCUGAAGAGAUCUUCUGCACCACACCGGUCAGACACUAUGGACAGCCCGUGGGCGUGGUAGUUGCCCUCACGGCGGAUAUUGCGAAGCAAGCAGCCCAGCUGGUAAAGAUCACCUAUGGCCAGCAGUCUACGAAGCAUAAAGUGUUGCCCAGCUUAAGCGAUGUAUUGGAUAUGUCGCCGGAGCCGGAGGCUUCGCGCAUUAUUCGUGAGGUCUCCGCAAAGCCGGGCAAGUUGAAGUGCUCGACUACGCCGGAUAAGACUGUGCGAGGCGUCUUGCAGAUUGGACUGCAGUACCACUUCACCAUGGAGCCCCAGACAACGGUGGCAGUGCCUUUCGAGGAUGGCCUCAAGGUUUACUCCGCCACCCAGUGGAUGGAUCACACGCAGUCGGUAAUUGCCCAAAUGUUGCAGAUAAAGGCCAAGGAUGUGCAGCUACAGGUCCGACGCUUGGGUGGCGCCUACGGCAGUAAAAUAACGCGCGGCAAUCAGGUGGCCUGCGCCGCCUCUUUAGCUGCUCAAAAGCUGAAUCGACCCGUGCGCUUU
This is a messenger RNA of Drosophila arizonae, 1035 nucleotides long. RefSeq lists its product as uncharacterized. NCBI's taxonomy places the organism in Eukaryota, Metazoa, Arthropoda, Insecta, Diptera, Drosophilidae. Gene Ontology annotation, molecular function: oxidoreductase activity; 2 iron, 2 sulfur cluster binding; FAD binding. The record is from RefSeq and is a predicted model, not a curated record.